Nerophis lumbriciformis (worm pipefish) is the source of this 2742-nucleotide messenger RNA. The record is from RefSeq and is a predicted model, not a curated record. NCBI's taxonomy places the organism in Eukaryota, Metazoa, Chordata, Actinopteri, Syngnathiformes, Syngnathidae.
UGCCCACGAGUAAAGAUGUUGAUAACGUUGUGUUACGUGUACCUCUGGGUGCGUUUUCACAAAUUCUAUUCAGUGUUGAUUCGCAACAGACUCUUAACGCUGGACAGCAGCAGAAGCUUGAGUUUCAGACGAAGUUCCCGUUCGUCAUCAGUCCUACCGACGGCACCCCAGUUCGUUGCUCAAUGCCAUCACUCGCCCGAAGACAUCUUUUUGGAGCUGGGAGACAAGUCGGUCACUGAGGCUGAACUUAAGGCAUGUGAUGACAUCAUCAAAUGGAAUGUUUUAUCGGGAUCUGCUGACAUUUGUGGUCCACAAAUAGACAACAUUUCAUUUAUCAUAGAAGCAGCUGGACAAAAUGGUAGCCAGAUAACUCCAAACAUGGCACUUCAACUUUUACAGGUGCUGAAGUGGUCGGAUGUUUGUCGACCUCUGGCUUUCAGCCCCGGCCAGCCGUUUAGCGCAGUGGCUCAGGCUAAUUUUGAUGAUUUCAGUCGACUGGCUGUCGCAUUCUUAGAGGAUCGCCUACAACUGGAUAAUGGACUUGCACCAUCAAAAAUCAUCCCCAUCAUCCUCCAUGGAUCCAUUCUUGGUGAGGUGAUUCAAUGUCCACUGAAGCCCAUCAAGGUAAACUCAAUGCUCACAGACAACACCCAGGGUGAAAAAGGUCAGCCUUUGCCUUGUCCAUACUCCCAGCACCUUCAGUGCAGUCAAAGCAAUGUACCUCUUACCAUUUAUGCAAAGGAGUUAGAAGAACAAAGCGGAUUAGGACCAACGUGCUGCAGUCAGGAUCAAGGCACUGACUCUGAGGAUCAUUUCUUGGAGAAUUGUCACCACAUGGAAAGCCACGGGCAAUCGCUACAUCUGUCAAACUGCCAUGAAUGCCUGGAGCUAGAAAAUAGCACGAUAGUUUCUGUCAAAUAUUCUUCCGCAGAGAACAUUUCAGAUAUCUCUCAUGAUCACUCACUUUAUUCUGAUAGUGAGGAUGAGACGUUUGAUGACUUUAAACAUGAUGUCAAAAAUGAUUCCUGCAAGAGCUAUGGACUUGACAACAAACCGCCAAAUAUUCUAGUAUACACAAAUGGCAGGAACGAGCGUUUUCAAGCAGUUCAUCAGAUUUUAACACAGUGUCUAAACACGGAAAAAUACAUUAUCUAUUGCCUUCAGCCACAAGAAGUUUUAAGUCAACCCUGGUUGGAAAAUACCAGGCUCCUGGUUCUCGCAGAGGACAACGUGCUAACUCCCCAGCUUCACACAAGAUUUAUGAACUACCUGAGACAAGGUGGAAAGGUCCUUGGGCUCGCUUCCUCACUGUGCCCUAAAGGUAUCUCUCUAGAAACAAAGGACCAACAACUUGGCCAAAGGCGUAGGCUGAGCUUCACCUGUAAGGAUGGCACAGAACUUGAACUAAGCGUUUUUACAAGUGGGAAGGUCUUUGUCAAAGAUUUCCCGGAACAAGUGAAAUUGGACCUCUGGGGGGAGCUAAAAGAAGGUCCCCAUAAAAAGGAUAUGGUUAUCAUCAGCGUAACCGACGGAGAGGAUGGGGGUCAAGCUGUCUUGUGUCAGAUUCAUCUGGAAAAAACACCACACUUCCAGAACUUUUCGACUAAAAUUUCUUAUGGUUUCGAGGUCAACGAUGCACUACAUUGUCAAGUCUUGACAGAGAUAUUGACUUCUCUUGGCCUUAGUUGCCAGCAAAACCAAGCCCCAGCACCAAGUCCAGUGUACCUUCUGGCCACAUCUCAGGAGACCAAAUCAGAGUUUCUUCAGUGGCUACACACUCACAUUAAUGAUGAUGGCCUUAUCCUGAUGUCAAAGGCCUCCCUCAGAAUGAAGCGUGGUACUGGGGCUUUUCUGCACGACGGCUCUGUUUUUCUCAUCCCUGACUCGACUGAGUCAUCAAACUGGGACCAUUUCUGUCUGGAUACCUAUCGCAAUAACUUAACAUCCGUUGUGCUGGGGCAUACAUUGCUGUAUGCAGAGGUUGUUUCAUCGACCAUGGAUCUGGUUGAAGGACUGAAUCUGCAUUUACCAGAGAAUGUCGGCCUGAUUGUCAUAGCUGCUCAACAGAGUCAGGGCAGAGGGCGGGGAAGAAAUGCCUGGCUGAGCCCUCUGGGCUGUGCCAUGUUCACGCUAUGUGUUCAGAUAAAGCUGAGUUCAAGGCUUGGACAGAAGAUUUCCUUUCUGCAACACCUGGCAGCUCUUGCUGUAGUUGAAGCUGUGCGUACACUUCCAGGAUAUGAGGACAUUGACCUACGGCUAAAGUGGCCCAAUGACAUCUACUACAGCAACAUUAUGAAGCUUGGAGGAGUUCUUGUGACUUCCACUGUAAUGGGUUCAACCUUUCAUCUACUAAUAGGCUGUGGUGUCAAUGUGAGCAACAGUAAUCCAACAGUGUGCAUCAACGAUCUGAUCCAGCAGUACAACAUUCAGCACAAUUGCAACCUGCAACCCCUUGACUGUGCGCAGUUUAUUGCUCGGACAGUCAGCUGCCUUGAGGCCCUCAUGGACUGCUUUCAACACGGUGGCGCAGAGACAAUCCUGCCAGUUUACUACAAGAGAUGGCUUCACAGUGGCAGUGUGGUGCAUCUUUGGAGCGAGGAUGGACCUGAAGCUGAGGUUGUGGGUCUCGAUAGCAAUGGCUUUUUACAAGUUCACAGUAAAAAGCACGGUAUUGUUUCAGUGGAGCCUGACGGAAACUCUUUUGACAUGAUGAAGAACCUAGUCAUCACGAAACAACAUUAA